ACCCUUAUAUCUACCUCGGCGAGAAUAAUUCAAAGUCGAGAGUAUUCCUCAACAUCGGAAGAGCCUCCUUUUUGUGGAGCGGAUGUUCAGAUCCUGAGAUCCAGGGUCCUCGUAUCCAAAGUACACCUUUAGAGGAGGGUUCACCACGUGUCGCGCACGUUGCUGAGUCCUCGGCAACGUCGGUGGAUGUUUUCCGGUCUUGACGGUCCCGAGGAACCCCGAACUCGCUCCAGGAUCGAGGGGUCCUGGGCAAAGGACGAGAGGAGCGUCUCGGCGAUGAUCGCCUAGCGGUCGAGGAGCAGUUCAGUGUCGGUGCUCCGAAGGAAGAGGUCUAGGAGCGGACCCAGGAAGAACCGGCCGACAUGGGGAGGAGACUCGCGGAGGUCCUGCCCGUCCUGGUCAGGACAGCUGUCCUGGCAGCUGUUUUCGGCCAGCUUUUGGGCUUGACCUUGGCGAACAGGCCGGCUGGUGCUCAUCCUGGACACGCGUACUUCGAGCAACCCUGCUGCGGAAGGUCCCACCUCAGGCAUCACAAAGAACAUGUUCGGGAGUUCAACUGCGGGAUGCUGUACUACAGGACACUCUACCUGGACAGCAAGAGGGAUGCACUAUACGUGGGAGCCAUGGACAAGGUGUUCAGGCUAAAUCUCAGCAACAUCAGCCACUCCAACUGCGAGAGGGAUGCUCUUCAUUUGGAGCCGAACAACGUGGCGAAUUGCGUGUCCAAGGGCAAGUCGGAGCUCUUCGACUGCCGCAAUCACAUCCGCGUGAUCCAGCCGAUGGGCGACGGAAACCGGCUCUACAUAUGCGGAACGAACGCUCAUUCCCCGAAGGAUUGGGUGAUCUACAGCAACCUGACCCACCUGCCUAGGCACGAAUUCGUCCCUGGUGUAGGAAUGGGCAUCGCAAAGUGUCCCUAUGACCCAUUGGACAAUUCCACAGCCGUUUGGGUGGAAAAGGGAAAUCCUGGUGACCUGCCAGCCUUGUAUUCCGGGACAAACGCUGAAUUCACCAAGGCCGAUACAGUGAUCUUCCGUACCGACCUUUACAACCUCACCGCAAAAGAAAUGGUCUUCAGCUACAAGAGGACCCUGAAGUACGACUCCAAGUGGCUGGACAAGCCGAACUUCGUGGGGUCCUUCGACAUCGGGAGCUACGUUUUCUUCUUCUUCCGCGAGACCGCGGUCGAGUACAUCAAUUGCGGAAAGAGCGUGUACUCGCGGGUUGCGCGGGUCUGCAAGCGGGACACCGGCGGCAAGAACAUCCUCUCCCAAAACUGGGCGACCUACCUCAAGGCUAGACUCAACUGCUCGAUUCCUGGCGAGUUUCCCUUCUACUUCAACGAAAUACAGAGCAUCUACAAGGUGCCGGGCGACGACACCCACUUCUACGGGACCUUCACGACCUCGACGAACGGGUUGAUGGGUUCGGCGAUCUGCUCGUUCCACAUCGACGCGAUCCAAGAGGCCUUCCGGGGGAAGUUCAAGGAGCAGGCGACGAGCAGCAGCGCCUGGCUUCCGGUGCUCUCGAACAAGGUGCCCGAGCCUCGACCUGGACAAUGCGUUAACGACACCGAGACCCUGCCGGACACCGUCCUCAACUUCAUCAGGUCCCACCCGCUGAUGGACUCGGCGAUCUCCCACGAGAACGAGAAGCCGGUCUUCUACAAACGGGACGUAAUGCUCACCAAGCUGGUGGUCGACAAGCUCAGGAUUGACUUCGUGGGCAUGGACCUCGACUACACGGUCUACUACGCGGGCUCCAGUGAUGGUAGGAUCCACAAGGUGGUCCAGUGGCUGGACAACAACGGUGAGUCCCAGUCGAUCCUGCUGGACGUCUUCGAUGUCACUCCUGGGGAACCCAUCCAGGCGAUGGAGAUCUCCAAGGAGCACAAGGCACUUUACGUCGCCUCGGAUCAUCGGAUCAAGCAGAUCGAUCUGGUGAUGUGCUCGAAGCGAUACGACAACUGUCUUCGUUGCGUCCAUGAUCCUUACUGCGGGUGGGACAAGGACACGAAUACGUGCAAACCUUACGCACCUGGACUUCUCCAAGACGUGUCGAACAGCACGGCAGACGUCUGCGACAGCAGCGUCGGCAAGCGUAAAUUGGUGGUGACCUGGGGCCAGUCGGUGCACCUGGGUUGCUUCGUGAAAAUGCCAGAAGUCCUGGCUAACCAGGAGGUGCGGUGGUACCACUACAGCAAGGAGAAAGGCCGCUACCAGAUAGUGUACAAGUACGGGGCCGGCAGCGAUAAGUUCAUCGAGACCUCGGAAAAGGGCCUGGUGAUCGUCGGGGUGAACGAGCAGGACGCCGGCAGGUACGACUGCUGGCUAGGAGGUGCUCUCCUCUGCUCGUACAACAUCACCGUGGACGCGCAUCGCUGCUCAGCUCCGGCCAAGUCCAACGACUACCAGAAGAUCUACUCGGACUGGUGUCACGAGUUCGAGAAGUACAAGUCAGCCAUGAAGAGCUGGGAACGGAAGCAAGCGCAAUGCGCAUCCCGGCAGAACGACAGCAAUCAGAACGUGCACACGAACGAGGUGUACGGCACACCCUUGGUGUGAUGGAGCCGGAAGCUGGACC
Orussus abietinus is the source of this 2583-nucleotide messenger RNA. RefSeq names its product semaphorin-2A (gene Sema2a). The record is from RefSeq and is a predicted model, not a curated record. Lineage: Eukaryota; Metazoa; Arthropoda; Insecta; Hymenoptera; Orussidae. Gene Ontology annotation, molecular function: semaphorin receptor binding; chemorepellent activity. Gene Ontology annotation, biological process: axon guidance; positive regulation of cell migration; negative regulation of axon extension involved in axon guidance. The transcript is spliced from 11 exons. Bases 363 to 2564 code for a protein of 733 amino acids.